AUGGAGGGCAAAGCUGCCGGGCAGGUAGGUCAUGCAGCUUCAGGACACCUCAGCAUCUGUUCCUUCCUGUCUCUUGUAGUUUAUCUACUCUGCUUUUGAUACUUCCUUUGCCCUUUAGACUCCUGAUUUUCUGCUGUUUUAGCUUUCAUAAGGCAUGUGCUGUCAAAAAAAAGAAAAAAAAACAACCAUGAGAAAAAAUCUCCUGUUUCUUUUCUCAUUGCAUGGCAGCAAGUCAGAGAACAAGUGUGUGAGUCUCUUUCCUCGGCUUGUUAAACUGAGCGCAACACGAGAUUCGGUGUUGCUGUCAGCGACGUGUUACUCACUCAGCCGAGCCAGGGCUUUUCGCAAUCUCCUCGAUAGUUUGCCAGUGCUGCUUCUGCUUUUCAUUACGGGGGAUAAUUAACCGAGAUCAGCCAGUAAUAGGCUUCGCCAUUCGCAUUGUUCUCCAGCCAAGCUCAUCUUCUGUCUGCCUGUUUCUGCCUCUUGUUUGUUCUGCAGGUGUUGUCUGCAAAUGGACUUUUAAUGACUCUGGCGGACUUUCGGAGUUAUUCUCCUCUCAUAAGGCUCAAUAGAUUAAAACUGCUAGACUUGCAUGUUAGUUUUGCUGUUUAUUGUUUCACCUCUAAUUACCUAGAUUGAUAUUCCCCCCGUAGCUCUCCUGUGGGAUAGGUAAUGGAUUACCUACAUGCUCUGCUGUGGAUUUAAUUUAUUAAUGCUGGCAGGCUGCGUCUCUGCUGCGCCGCUCCGCGCUCACACCGCCUUCCUCGACCUGGAGGCAGAGCGAGCCGCACAAUUAGAGCCUCAUUUGUGCCUGUUUAUGUUUUUGCUCUUAAUUCCGCCUGAGCUCUUGAAAGCACUUCCUUAAACUGACACCGCCUCAGUCGCUCCUGAAAAAUUCCAGGCGCAUGAAAGCGAUAUCAUUUCAUAAGCUUUACACUAAUCGCUUUCUGGUCCAAUUAUAUAGCUCCCCUGUCAGUGCUCUCGUUGCUUUUGCAAUUAGCAGAAAUGGCAAGAAAAUGGGAGAUUAGUUACUCAGUUUAGCAAAACGCUGAAAUCAAUUUUAUUGCAGCAGCAUGAGUGCGGAGCAGCAUUAGCAACCUAAUUAGCUGUUUAUUUGAUGUCUGAUUUUAUUAGCCAGGGUGCAUGUCCUGCGUCUGCUGAAGCUCUUUCAUAUCCAAAUCCGUCUUUUUGUGGAUUUGUUUGGAAGUCGGGGGGGCUUAAUUGCGCGGCGGUAAAAGCUUUUCGCUGUGUUUUGCUGUGCUCGAAAAUGUGCAAUUUCGGAAAUCAUCCCAGCAUAACAGGUAAUUUUUGCAGAGAGAGAGAGCGAGCAGGUGACAUAAGCUGUAGCCCUCAGACACGGCUUUACCUUUGUGUUUGCCUCUGCUUUUGUCUCACAAAUGUUCUGUUUAGUAUUCCACAUCACUGCAGACAAUAUCCCAGCUGUUUGGCACCGAUCCCGCUGUUGUCCCUUUUUAUGUGACACUCAUCAGCAGCAAUAAAGCAUGAAUAAUUUUUCAGCGCUUAAUCUGCGACUGCAGAAACAUGCUGCUACUCCUUUUUUUUUUUUUUUUUUUUAAUUUCCUUCUCAAGGCGCUUAUAAAUCACCGCUGGAUUUUUCUUUGUGAACACACAGGAGAUGUCUUGUUCUUCUCCGCCCCGCGUUUGACUCAUCUCCUCAUUCUCCGUGGAGAAUAGAGCCGGGGAUGGAGAAGCAGAUAGAGGGAGGGAUUGAGGGUCCUUCACCUGCAGUUGAGCUGGUUAUAGCCCAGACAAGAGCCCUGAAACACGCAGGGCCGAGCGGAGCAGAACAGAGGAGAGCGGAGGUGUGGGAGGGAAAGGUCAGCUUUUUUUGCAGGAGAGAGGCAGGUGUGUGUGUUAGUAUGUGUGUGUUAGUGUGUGUGUGCGCGUGUGUGUGGAGGGGAAAGAAAAUAAGUAUACUAGAGUGUGCUUUCUCUAAAUCCCUUACCAGCAGGCUCUUCCGCGCCUUCACAGUGAUUGAAAAUUUUCUCAUUAGCUUGCCAUCCAACAUAAUUGUCUGUUAGAGCAGUCCGUCAAGAGCAUGCAGCAUGAUUAACUCGACUCAGCUGACAGCCACCCCCAUGACCCCACUGUGGGUUUGUCAGGAAUUAAUUUCCAUCAAGAAUGUAUCUGGGUUUGCAUAUGCAAAAUUCAGCGCUAAUCAAAUUAAACGGCUUCGAUUGCAUUGUUAACUUCUCGAUGUCAAGCAUAUCUACAUUUUUGAUAAUUCCACGCAUCUGCGUUCCAGAUGGGCAGGUUUAAUGUGCGUGUGUGAGAAGAGGGGGGGUUCACGAAUUCGCCGACAGGCACGGUGAUAAAGAUAGUGUGAAUGAGCACUGUGACACUGAACGAUGCCUGAGGGAGCCUCUUUAAAGGUGGCUAGGCUCUGCGGCGACUGUAAUACCAAUGAACCACUCCCUGUCAGCUCCGGCACAAUACUGAGGGAGAUCCAGGCGGGCACAUUGCCUCUACAAGUUCACUGUGGGGUGUCUGUGCAGGUGUGGGUGUUUUUUUUUAUUACGUAAAGGUAAAGUUCGUCGAUUAAUUGAAUUCAAAUAUCAGAAAAAAUUAGACUACCACUCUGAUGCUUGACAUGUUGUGCUCAUUUUGGCCUUCACAGUAGAGCAUGCACGCUAUUAUGCGUCGGCAUCAGGUGCUUAGAUUGAUGUGGAAGAAAGUGUGGGAUUGAGCAGAGUGUAUCCAGCAGGGGAAUGCUGUGUAGCGCUGCCAAGGAGAGGAGCAGGUGUGUGUUAGUAAAGCAGAGGGACGGGGUGAGCGUGAGGUGAGAGCGCUGUCGAAUCAGUGAGAAAUCGCGUUCUGGAAACAAUGUCUGUCAUAAAAUCACCAUACUGCACACACACUCAUACACACAUAUUCAGUGUGAUGUACUGAAGCCCGCUCAGCAACUCUGGUCAUAAAACCCGGAGCGCCUGUGGCCAUACUCGACUGCGACGCCGUUAGAGAAACUUUCACACUCUGCGUGUGUGCAUGUGCGAAAACGGCAGGAGCGGCACGGAAUUACAGAGUAGGACACACGUUUUCCCAUUUCAGACAUGAAAUUGGCGCCAUUUUCUCCCCCGCGAUUCAAAGAGGAGAGGCGAGAUCCAGAGCUGCAGCGCCGAAAUAGUCCAUCUUUUGACAGAGGAAUAACUACCCCAAAGUGCAGAGUGCAUUUAGAGCGAGAUAAGAUGGAAGAAGAAGAGCGGGGAGGUCAAGGUAAAAACAUCUCUCAAUGAGAGGAAAGAGAUACAAGCAAGGAGAGGUGAAUCUGUCUUCAGAUGGCCACCAUACAGUGAUAGAUUACCUGGCUGCAAACUGCACUGGGUUGUGCACUCUGGAGGGGUGAGUUUAAAGAACAUCAGCGUUGAUGAAUGGAUUCUGCCUUGGGCCUCACACUGGAGCGUUUGCCAAAGUCACAGUGAAACCUUACAGGCUGCAUCCGACGUUUUUGUCUCUGAUUUGCUCCAGUUUAACCCGAAAAUCCAACUAGUAACCUUUUAGAUGCAGAACUUUAGAUUAUGAGGUUGACUCACUAAGUAUGAUUCUCCUCAUUUGUGACCACGGUUCCGUGACACGUCAUUUCCAUCGUCGUCGUCAUCCUCUCCGUCUGCGGCCGUGGCUCCAGGCUGAGGUGUCAUGAGACGGAGGAUUAUAAAGUGAGCAGGGAUUCUACUUGACCUUUUUGGCUGGCACAGGAGGUACAUGUUGGGAGCAGCAGCCAGGCCUCGGCACCGUUGGGUGUCUGCCAAAGUCAGCGUGGCACCCUGACACACAGAUUAGAGGGGGGAGGCUUAGAGAUAUGCAGACAAUGAGAAGCCUGGAGAAUGGUAGCUGUAAGAGACGAAGUUGAUUGGCAGGAUUGUGUAUUCUCAAAAGUGUGAGUAUUUUCAAUCAAGACUUCUAGAUGAAAUGAAUCGAUGGAUUAAACCACCAGAUUAAUCCGGGAUUCAAUUAAUACUUAAUUUCUGCCAUAAGCAUGUUUUUCCUCCUUAUUUGGCAACUUAAACCAGCUGCAACUAACAAAGUAAGCAAUAAUGUCGCAAUUUUAUAAUACAGAGCAGACAGGCAGCUAAUUAAGGGAGCAAUUCAGCUGUGCAGCCAAGUGAGGCUUCAUGGGAAAUAACUGAUUUAGUGCAACAGCUGGAAAUCACAUUUACCGUAUCAUAAAAUACUUUCCCCCCCUCCAAACACUGUGUCAAUAUUUUGCAGCCCUGUUGUCGUUGGCAAUUUGCGAUCCCUGCCCUGUCCGACCGGUGUCACCCUGUAGUUCAGCAAGAAAGACAUUUGCAGGAAAAUAGAGAUUGUACGCCUGACGAUGUGAAAUUUAUUUGCCACCGAAUGGCGCAGGAUUUUCAGCUGAGAAAUGCUAUCUUCCCCCGCUGCUCUGUGAAUUCCUAAUGCUUGGUUUUUACGAGGUUGGCAGGGGUGCCUUCUACUGUUGCCUCCGCCGCACUCCCAUCUCUGUGCUCAUCCAUUAUUUAUGGCGCAUCGGCACGCACAGGCCCAGGAAUACACACAACACUUUCUACUUUUUUGCCCCGGCACACAAAUACUUCAGAGUUGCUGACAUCCUGACUGCUGUCAGUCUGGGGUGACCCUCAUGUCAGCGCAACUCCCGACCUCCUGACCUCCCCCCGCCCCAGUCCACCGCAGCGCUAACCCCGUGCCUCUCUUGGUUGCAGGUCAACAGGGGUCAUGAGGGUGUCGGAGGCCCCGGUUGCCGUUCAGAGCAGCUGAAGCAGACAUGGCCAAAGAAGUUUCGAAUGGCAGCGGUAGGCUCGGCCUCAUCGACUUCACCAGCCACAUCCUCCUUCGCCACGACCACCACUGGCUACGCAACAAGUACGUCUCCUCAUUAUUCAUCUUUGAGCAGAUUAGUCAGCCAUAGAAUCCAAAAAAACAACCCCAACUUUGACUUAAAUAUCUAGAAAAUACAGUCUGGGAGUAAAGUGCGUUACAGGCUAGAAAGGCGGAGCUUUCUCUCCAAUCAGAUGUUUUUAACCCUUGCAGUAGAGGAAGUUACAUCAAUGUGACGUCAUCAUGAUAGGGAAAAAAAAUUCAUGAGUAAUGUAAAAAAAAAAAAAAAAUUUUACCCAUCAGCAAAUCACAAACAUUUAAGAGAUAUUCUUCUAUUUUUCAAAUUUAAAAUUUAACUUUUUUUUCUUUUAACAAUAUUAAAAGUGCAAAGAAAUAUUAUGGGAUGAUAGAGUUCACCAUGGACAAAAUCAGUAUACCGUAUUUUUCGCACUAUAAGGCGCACUUAAAAUCCUUUUAGCUUGUCGGAGCACUGCAGCUACCGUAGCCUCACGGAGUUAUUGAAUGAGUUAAAUAAAGUUUGAUUAUCUGACUGUUUUGUUUGGGUUAAUGCGCCUUAUAAUCCAGUGUGCUUUAUAAUACGGUAUGCCUUAUGUAUGAAAAUAGACACAUUCAUUGAUGGUGCGCCUCAUAAUCAGGUGCGCCUUAUAGUGCGAAAAAUACGGUAUUCCACUCUGGUGAAAAAGUUUCACUUGAACAGAUUCAUACUGUUUAUAUCAGAACUUUUGAUCCGUUUAAAUGCAAGUUGUGAAACGUACGUUAUGUGAGAAACCGCAGCCACAAUCUGAAUACAAAGCCAUGUGUCGGGAGAUGACAAAUGAUAAUAGCCUUAGUUACAAAUGAGUCACUUAACCAAAAUACAGCAGCAACACUGCUGUGAUUUAUCUCUCUGUUCAGACAUUCAGUCACUGAAAUAGAUUUAACUUUCAAGUUUUUGUUGGAACUCUAAAGAAAACAGUUAACACACAUUUAAAACCAUCAAGGGCGCAACCUCUAACACGCUCGGAGUGAAAAAUAUAACCCACAGAUCUCGCAAAAGAAUGGUCGUGUGAAAAAUUAAAGCCGCUGUCAGGAUUUUUUACCUGGUUAUGAAACAAACGGGAAUUAAUUCUGAUGCCCUUAUGUGACCUACAAAAGCAAACAAGACUAUUAGUGAGACAAAUGAUCGUUGAUUAAAAUUCAUUUUUAAUGAUUAAAAACUACAGUCAGAGGGUUGGUGUCACACAAGGUGAUAGCAGGAGGCUAACGCAUUAAGCUUUAUUCAUUUCUCCAAAGGGAACAAAAAGGCAGUAGGUGGUAGACUUUUCUGUGGUAAGAAAAAUGACUUUUUUUUUUUUUUGUUUGGAAAAAAAGGUGGGAAGAAAAAGAUCUGAGGAGGAGUGUAAGGGGCAAGGAUGAGGAAUAAAUGAGGUGGGGGUGUUCAGAAAGCAUUUAGAAAUGUGAAGUAAAUUCCAAGAGAAGAGUUGAAAAAAAACCUUUUUAAUUAAAACCAAGAGGAAAAAAACAUGCCAUUUGUUCUUCUCUGCAGUGGUAACGGUAAAUGGACUGUGUUUGUAGGGAAUGUCUUUGGUCUUCUGUAAUUAUAACAAGAAAUUAAAUACACACCGAGCACAACCGUGACUCUGCAGAAUCUCCCUGCUGACACUGUAUGUCAACGUCUACUGAUAAAAGCAAAUAGCUGCCAUUACUUUGAGUGAGAAUCCAUAAUGUGACUCCACAAUAUUAAAGAAGCCAUCCAUUUAUAUAUGUAUAUAUAUAUAUAAAAAAAAAAACACACUGAUGCCUCCCUCAUAUGAGACCAAUUUGCUGCUCCCUAACUUCCCCGACAUUUCCUUAAUGUAACACUGAGGAUCUAAUGAUGAGCCACAUUACUUAUGCAGUCAAAACAUCAGGGAUUCUAAACAGGCACACUGUGCAAUUACCUCCACCAUGAGAGACGGUGCAGCGAAAUUUGAAUGCAUCAAAGUCUGCAGCCAAAUUUAGUCCAACACUCCGCUCCCAUGAUAAAAUGUGUUUGGAAGAAUGAACGAUUGGCUGAGGGACAAAAUAGCGAUCUAUCACCAGCUCGGCUCUUGAAAAUAUCUGUCCAAUAUUGCAAAUCUUAACGGAGAGACUCAAGAGACUUCACUCAUCAAAAUGUCAGCAACAGACACUAAAUAUUCAGAGGCGUGCUCGGCACUCUGGAGUAUUAAGCUGUUUUCCUCCAGAAUGUAAAAAUAAUGUAAAGCAGCAGCUGCAGUUGCUUUUGUCAAACCUCUGACAGGUCAUUGAAAUUCAACAUCUGACUCUCCGGUGCCCUGCUAAAUUUAAGCUAACCUCUUAGCCUCACGCAGCAUUGGGUUAGCGGAACAUUUGCCAGGCAGGAGAGCAGACGGACCUCACUAGAAGUCAAUUACGGUGACAUAGAGGGAUUGGAUGCCACCUUUUAUUUUUUAUUUUUUAUUUUUUUUAAAAAGAAGAGUCGCUCCUGCUCGCUGUCUCAGCUCCUCUGGGACGGAGAUAAACAAUCAAGUCUCAGCCGGCCGGCGAUCAGAUAGGAAAAUGGCUCUGAUCACUGGCGGGCAAAUAGGUUGAAGCUCCCGCUGAUUGGCGCAGGCGGGGACACACACGCCGCCAGUCACGUACACACUCGAGAACAGAGUAAGUGCUGUCAUGUGUGGAUCCAGUUUUGAUGUGCAAAGUGAAUUUGAUGUGCCCGUUUCUAAUUAACCUAUUAAUCAUAGCUCUCAUGUACCAGAUGUCUGCCCUCCCUUCUCCUGAGUAUGUGUGGAACCGUGUGUGUGUGUGUUGCGCUGCAUGGGGGCUGGAUGCAUAAUUAGGGCAUAUCAGCAGGAUGAACUCACACUUCAACAUGGGAGGGGGGGGGGGGGUCAUGGCAUAACACAGAUAAACCCUGCAACAGACCAGAGGUGCUAAAUUUAAAAAAAAGUGUCAUGACGUCACCUCAAACAGCCAACAUUUCUACAUUAAAAAACAGUAGGUUGAAUAUUCAUACAGACUCCUUUUGGGGGUUAAUUCAGGGUAAUGGUGGACUUUUCACCUAACUUUCCUUUUUUUUUGUUUUUUGGAAAACUUCACUCAAAACAUAAUUAAUAGAGAUACCUUUGGGACAAACAAAAACUAAAUUAAAUUGAAAAAAUUAAAAAAUUUUGACUUUUCAGGCUAUUAUUCUGCGAUGUUGGUUUGUAAAAAAUCACUUAAAAUGAAUGUUUUUCCACAAGUGACAUUUAAAUCAUUAAGUGACAGUGAUUGCAUAAUGUUAACCAGAUAAAAAAUCAGUGCUUAAAGUUAAGGAUGUCAGGCUUUUGAUGGCUAAGUAAGACCUGGAUUGAACACCCUAUUCAGCCGCCAAAAUGGUCUCAAUUUCGAGUCUCGUCCAAAGGGGGUGAGUAAGUAACUCAAAAACCACCUUCAGUCAUGAUCCGGCUUUCCUACUUACCACCUAGCUGUGAUAGAUGCUUGUCUCUAAAUGGUUGAAACCCCUCAUAAGUAAGUCUCAGUGGCACAUAUAACAUCUGUGACGACCACACAUGUCUUAUCAACAUAAGCCGAGGAAGAAUCUAGCACAGAAACAAGCCAGGGAUAGUAAAACACAAAAAGAGCUGUGUUAGAGACAUCAACCAAAGUGAAGACAACAGAAGAAGCAACUACAACACUUUAAAUUCAAAGUUUGUGAAGCAGGCCAAAGUUCAGACAAGGAGGCGGCGAGUGAGGAAACACUGCCAAUGGUCAAAUAUCUUAAACAUCCACAUACAUACUUGAUCCACCAUGUCCCUAUUUACAUUGAAAGUCAAUAUUUUUGGCCUGAAGUGGGACUGAGACUGUAACCCAAAGCUGUUCGGUCCCACAGGAGCAAACCUCCUGCUGUGUCUUGUCCGUUCAUGUCCAUUGUCUCAGCAGCAGCUGCAGAGCAGUGAGACAGCACUGAGAGAAAGAAAUGACUGAUGAUGGCGGUUUCGCCCCUCUCCUACAUGUGCUGCUUCAUAAACCUUUCUUACAGUGAAGACUGAGUAUCACCAUUCCUGCUUCUGCAGAGUCGUAGCUUUAAAUGCAAAGUAAACAUGGAGGGAGCGAGCAGACAUUAAACCACUCUGUAAAUAAAAUGUAGCUCACCGGGGAUGAAGAGCAGGGUUUUGCUUUGGGCUGGAGUUUAAUAACCAAAUUUGAACAAGUAAGGUAAGUAGUUUCAUUUAAUAUUGUUUUGAUAUGUAUUUUUUUUUUAGUUCACAUUUAUUUAUGUGAACAAUAGUUUAAAGCAUUAUUAAUCGAACCUUAAAGCUAUUUUUGAAGGAUUUACUAAUCAACAUAUGCUGAGAUUUAUAAUUUCUCAUUUAUAUUACCGAUAAUUUAUUUUCAUUCUGUUUUACACAGACAAUAAGACAUGAGCAAUCACUGCACAGUCUCAGCGACCUCCGGGCAGCUCAGAUAUUCAGUGUUUUUUUUUACUAAAACCUCCUUGAGCACUGAUUUUACCUCAGACUAUUAAAUGACUCACUCUCGAUUUACAGCUUACCUUGUAAAAAGAUUUGAUCCGCAGAAUCAUGUGUUUGUCUAACCAGGCACCGCCCACUUACAGCUCUAUCUCCAUUUUGGAGAUCAGAGUACCGCCAAAUAACGCCCCGCUAUGAGAAGCCAUCUGUCAUCUCUGCUGGUUUACAUCCAGGUAGUGAAGCAUCAUGGCGCUGUGGCUGUGACCAUUGACUGGCAGAGGCACAGCACUGGCUGGAGCAGGUGGCUCAGCCUGCAGUCCAGUUUAGACACAACAUAUGACCAGCAUUCGAGACCUGAAAUGAUGAAAAUAUUUGUGUGUUUUAAUUGAAAGAAGAUGUAGUCAUACAUAUGCAGGAAUAGCGGGGCGAAUUUAAUUGAGAGGUUGGUGCCUUGUUGUAGACAUGCCAAGUUAGAAGGCUGUGGCCUAAAUCCCACUCAGUCAGCAAGUCAGCAAUCCAAAUACAGUCACCAACCAAAUCGGUUUCUGGUUACGAACAGUCACCUCAAAAGAGGUCUUUGAAAUGAUUCCUCUUCUGUUUCGGGUUUUGUAACUCUAAAUAAAGAUUGGUGAAACAAAGUGAACUUUGCUUAUUCAGCCUCUUAUUUCAACAAAAAAAACCACUGCAAAGCAUCUGUGUCAUUUUCAUGUUAGUUCACAGACACUGUGUUGUGUCUUUCAGGUUUUCUGUUAUCGCCAGUAUCUCCCAGUAAGUCUUUGCAAUGA
Xyrichtys novacula (pearly razorfish) is the source of this 10048-nucleotide messenger RNA. The record is from the annotation of a GenBank genome assembly. Lineage: Eukaryota; Metazoa; Chordata; Actinopteri; Labriformes; Labridae.